AUGGGUCUAUUCGGCCACAUGCGCAUCCACAAGAGCGGAAUUGACCGCAGCCUUGACACAUCCACCGCGCCUAGCCCCACUCCCAAUCCACCACCUUGUGCACCCACUAACCACUCCCCAGCCGGCAUCGACGCCACCGACCUUACCACCCCUCACUCCUCCCCUUCCUCCUCCUCUUCCUCCUUCACUGCCACAACGACGGCCGCUUCGGCGUCUGUCGCCCACGACUUCACCACAGCCGAACCUGACACAACAACCGGCACAACCCCUGCAACCCCCAUCAUCAGACGUGAGGGCCAGGACUACAUCUGCCCUCACUGCGAUCGCACCUUCACUUCACGCAUCGGCCUGGUCGGUCACUUGCGAAUCCAUCGCACAGAGACUGGCGAACCAGUGCCUGGAGCACCAACCUACACUCACCGCACUCGCCUCCACUGCCCACACUGCCCUCGCACCUUCACGCAUCGCAUGGGUUUAUUCGGCCACAUGCGCAUCCACGACGACCUGCGGUAG
Spirometra erinaceieuropaei is the source of this 513-nucleotide messenger RNA. The record is from the annotation of a GenBank genome assembly. NCBI's taxonomy places the organism in Eukaryota, Metazoa, Platyhelminthes, Cestoda, Diphyllobothriidea, Diphyllobothriidae.